Podospora pseudopauciseta is the source of this 2445-nucleotide messenger RNA. RefSeq lists its product as uncharacterized. The record is from RefSeq and is a predicted model, not a curated record. Gene Ontology annotation, molecular function: ADP binding; protein binding; ATP hydrolysis activity. The transcript is spliced from 2 exons. Lineage: Eukaryota; Fungi; Ascomycota; Sordariomycetes; Sordariales; Podosporaceae. The coding region runs from base 1 to 2445 and encodes 814 amino acids.
AUGGACCCACUCUCGAUCGUUGCUUCUUCCUUCACAUUGGUUGGUGCUUUGGCCAAGCUCGGCGAGGCAGCAAACAGUGCAUUCCACUGCGCUUCGGCCCUCAAGAAAGUCAACAAGCAAUAUACACAAACCGCUCAGGAUUUACAGUCACUUGUUAAUACCAUCAAGCAGCUGGACAGUCUGAAAGAAGAGAUCUCGGAAAUCGACGAUGCGCGCAUCCAGUCUUCCAACAUCGACCAAAAAGCGUUGGACGAGCAUCUAGACUCAGCAAAAGAGCUCGAGAAGACCCUUCAGAAGCACCAAAAACACAUGAGAGGGUGGAGGAGGAGAUGGUCAGCUGUCAGGAUUACCUUUGGUUCGGAACACAUCAAGAGUGACCUCGAUAGUUCGACAGAUAGAGUAAGAAACCUGUUCGGAUGCGUGUCUAGUCUACAUGCAACCGUCCAGACCGCUCUUGCCUUGUCGACGAGAGAGAUAUGUGUCAGCACCACACAACAAGCCAUUGCUCAUCAUGGUGUUACUGGGGAGAAGCUCAAUCGAGUGAGCCUAGUCGUCGAGCACGCGGCCCACGAGGUUUCCGCUACAAGAGAUAAAAUCAUGGAGAUUCAUGGCAUGCAAAGACAACUCAUCUUUGGCACAUCAUGUCGACCCAUUGCAGAAACCAACACCAAGCCAAGGUCAUUCAUUGUGCCAUAUCCUCGCAACCCUUGCUUUGUUGGGAGAGAAGACCUGCUGUGCAAAAUCAGUGCCUGUCUGACGCCACCCGACGAGGGCUCUUCAGGGCGCGCAUUUUGUGUACACGGGCUUCCCGGGAUUGGAAAAACCCAUACAGCAAUUGAGUUCGCAUACCGGCAAAAGGAUGACAGCAAAUUCACUCACAUCUUUUGGAUCUCCGCCGACAGUGUCGAGAAGCUGGAACAGGGCUUGGUCGGCAUCGCUCGUGAUCUUGGUCUUGCGAAUUCGACGGUUUUUGAGGAUCGCGACAAGUUGGUGGGGUUGGCUCGCUCAUGGCUGGAAAAACCGCAUGAUGCGUCCUGGCUCCUUAUUCUGGACAAUGUCGACAGUUCCCAGGUUCUGAACCCAUAUUGGUCUGCUUUUAACGAAGGCUCUGUCCUCAUAACCAGCAGAGACAUGAUACAGGGGUUAGCUGCGGUCAUAACCAGUCCAACUGAUAGUGAUUCCGUGGAAGCAUUUUCACUUCCAGAGGGAGCCGAGUUCAUCAGAAAACGCUUGUCGACUCGGCGUAUCCAAGGUCUCGAUGAAAACACGGCUGGAGACCUGGCGAGCAAGCUGGGACUGUAUCCUCUGGUCUUGGACCAGAUGGUCACAGUCAUUGAAUCCGAGCCGGAGCCUAUGCCUCUGUCACAGAUGCAUGAGCUUCUCAAGAUCGAGUUUGGGGAUGAACUGUUCCAGAAUAUCAAGCCAGACAGCCCCUGGUAUCAGGACAGCGCUGGUGCAGCUAUAGAAACUCACAUCAUGAACAUGGACAAGCAAUAUCGGCUAGGCCUGGGGACGAUUGCCUUUUUCGACCCUGAUAAUAUUCCCGUGCAGUUAUUGUUAUCCAAAGACCGGAAAGUGGCAUGCUUUGAAAAUGAAGCAAAGCUUCGUGUUAUUCUUUCUCGACUAAGAAAGUCUUCGUUUAUCGGUACCGCCAACAAGGGCAUCGGAGACGACUGCAAACGCAUCAACAUACAUCGGCUCGUUCGAGAUUGUGCACUCAGGAUGUGUCCGGAUCAUCAGAUGGCGUUCGAAAAUGCAGUUCACCUUCUCCGUCAGGCCUUUCCCUUGCACCAUUUCUCACGAGAUCACAUGGUGGAAUACUGGGAGGUGUGUGAGAAGUUUCAGCCUCACGUCCUGACGCUGCAUCAACAGUACAUCCAUCUGAAGACUGUUGAUGCGAUCCCCCUCCGAUCAUUCUUCGAGUUCAUCGACCUGAUCUACUCAUGUGCCUGCUGUCUGGAGGGCUACGAGGAGAUCAUCUCGAGAGAACACACACAGGUGGGAGUUCCAAGCACCAUCCCAGCGGCUUUCCUCUCCGACCUCUACACAGUUCAGCAGUUCUACCACACAGAAGCCACAUCCGACAUCAGCAUGAUUGACCUAGCUCGUAAAGCCUUGAACAUUCGCGAGGAUGCCGUCAAAGAGGGUCUCUUGGAUCCCCAUCAUCCCAACCGUGCCAACGGCUUUAUGAAUGUUGGAGUUGCUAUGGCGUGGGAGGACCCCAAAGGGGCCAUCGAGAUGCAUGAUCGAGCCCUCGAGAUUCGACUACAUGCACACUCAGAUUACAAAGAUGACCAGAUCCAUGGCUUGGCGCUCAACUAUCUCAACGUGGGAAGGUGCUGGCUGUUGGUGGAUGAUCUGAAAACUGCGGCAUCUUGUUUUGAGAAAUCUCUGGACAUCAUAAAAGCUCGUGAGCAGAAAUUAAGGAAGCAAUUCACGUUGUAA